Molecule: messenger RNA, 6015 nt
Organism: Nannospalax galili (Upper Galilee mountains blind mole rat)
Lineage: Eukaryota; Metazoa; Chordata; Mammalia; Rodentia; Spalacidae
Gene: Phlpp2
Product: PH domain and leucine rich repeat protein phosphatase 2
Exons: 19
Coding region: 41-4087 (1348 amino acids)
Molecular function (GO): protein binding
Source: RefSeq, a predicted model, not a curated record
GUCGCGCCGGCCGGGCGUCCCUGAGAAGCCUCAGCUGCCAAUGGGGGAGGUGGAGCCGGGGCUCGCGGGCUCGCUGGAGCCUCCGGAGCCGCCCGAGGCGUCGGCGUGUCGCCGGCCCGGAGGGAUCCGGGUCCUGAAGAGAAACAUGAAACGCAAUGGGAGCAGAAAUUGCUUGAAUAGAAGAAGUAGAUUUGGUUCUCGAGAAAGAGAUUGGCUGAGAGAAGAUGUGAAGAGAGGCUGUGUUUACCUGUAUGGAGCAGACAUGACCACUGCCGCUACAACUGCCACCUCCUCCUCCUCGGACCUACAUCUUGUCCUUUGCACAGUAGAGACACCAGCAUCAGAAAUAUGUGCUGGAGAGGGAAGAGAAAGUCUCUAUUUACAGCUUCACGGAGACCUGGUCCGGAGACUGGAGCCCACUGAGCGACCUCUUCAGAUUGUUUACGAUUACUUAUCCCGGCUGGGCUUCGAAGAUCCCGUGCGCAUACAGGAGGAAGCCACAAAUCCUGACCUCAGCUGUAUGAUUCGAUUUUAUGGUGAAAAACCAUGCCAGAUGGAUCAUCUGGAUCGAAUCCUUCUGUCUGGCAUCUAUAAUGUACGCAAGGGAAAGACCCAGCUGCACAAGUGGGCUGAACGCCUAGUUGUUCUCUGUGGUACCUGCCUUAUUGUUUCCUCAGUGAAGGAUUGUCAAACUGGAAAGAUGCACAUUUUACCUCUGGUUGGGGGAAAGAUAGAAGAAGUGAAGCGCCGGCAACACUCGCUUGCAUUCAGCUCAGCUGGAGCCCAAGCUCAGACCUAUCAUGUCAGCUUUGAGACUUUGGCCGAGUACCAGAGAUGGCAACGACAAGCGUCUAAGGUGGUGUCACAGCGAAUCAGUACCGUGGAUCUCUCGUGUUAUAGCCUUGAGGAGGUUCCUGAACAUCUCUUCUACAGUCAAGACAUCACCUACCUCAACUUGCGACACAACUUCAUGCAAUUAGAAAGACCAGGGGGCCUCGACACACUCUACAAGUUUUCUCAACUGAAGGGCCUGAACUUAUCCCAUAAUAAACUUGGACUGUUCCCUGUAUUACUGUGUGAGAUUUCUACCCUGACUGAACUCAACCUUUCUUGUAAUGGAUUUCAUGAUUUGCCAAAUCAGAUUGGCAAUCUGCUAAAUCUUCAAACACUCUGUCUUGAUGGCAACUUUCUGACUGCUUUGCCUGAAGAAUUGGGAAACCUGCAACAGCUUUCUUCCCUGGGAAUCUCCUUCAACAAUUUUAGUCAAAUUCCUGAAGUUUUUGAGAAACUCACGAUGUUAGAUAAAGUGGUUAUGGCAGGAAACCGUCUGGAAGUCCUGAACUUAGGGGUGCUGACCAGGAUGAACCAUAUUAAGCAUGUGGAUUUAAGGAUGAACCACUUGAAAACCAUGGUUACUGAAAAUCUGGAGGGAAAUAAGCAUAUCACUCACAUGGAUUUGCGGGACAACCAGUUGACUGACUUGGACCUUAGCUCCUUAUGUAACCUGGAGCAGCUGCAUUGUGAGCGGAACUACCUGCGGGAGCUGACACUCAGUGGCUUCUCCCUUCGAACCCUCUAUGCCAACUGGAACAGACUGACAGCAGUAAAUGUCUACCCAGUGCCCAGUCUGCUCACUUCCCUAGAACUCUCCCGAAACCUGCUAGAGUGUGUCCCUGACUGGGCUUGUGAAGCAAGAAAGCUAGAAAUACUGGAUAUGAGCUAUAAUCUACUCACAGAGAUUCCUCUGAGGAUUCUGAGUAGUUUGAGUCUUAGGAAACUGAUGUUGGGACACAACCAUGUCCAUGCCCUUCCUGUGCUGGUGGAGCACAUCCCCCUGGAGGUGCUAGAUAUCCAGCAUAAUGCUCUCUCCAGGCUGCCAGACACCCUCUUCUCCAAGGCCUUAAAUCUCAGAUACCUGAAUGCAUCUGCAAAUAGUCUGGAGUGUUUGCCUUCUGCGUGCACUGGAGAGGAGAGUCUGAGCGUGCUGCAGCUGCUGUAUCUGACCAACAACCUCCUGACAGAUCAGUGCAUACCUGUCCUGGUUGGACACCCACACCUGCGAAUCUUGCACCUUGCAAACAACCAGCUUCAGACUUUUCCCGCAAGUAAACUGAAUAAAUUGGAACAACUGGAAGAACUGAACUUAAGUGGGAACAAGCUUAAAACCAUUCCGACGACCAUAGCAAACUGCAAACGGCUGCACACCCUUGUUGCACACUCCAACAACAUCAGCAUUUUCCCAGAAAUACUUCAGUUGCCUCAGAUCCAGUUUGUAGAUCUGAGUUGCAAUGACUUGACAGAAAUACUCAUUCCAGAGGCUCUGCCUGCUACGUUACAAGACCUUGACCUGACUGGAAAUACAAAUCUGGUUCUAGAACACAAGACUUUGGACAUGUUUAGCCAUAUCACAACCCUGAAAAUUGAUCAGAAACCUUUGCCAACCACAGAUUCUACAGUUGCAUCAACCUUCUGGAGCCACGGCCUGGCUGAGACGGCAGGACAGAGAAAUAAGCUGUGUGUGUCUGCCGUGGCUAUGGAUAACUUUGCAGAGGGGGUGGGAGCUGUGUAUGGAAUGUUUGAUGGGGACCGGAAUGAGGAGCUCCCUCGUCUGCUGCAGUGUACAAUGGCAGAUGUGCUUUUGGAAGAGGUACAACACUCUACAAAUGACAUGAUUUUCAUGGCCAACACCUUCUUGGUAUCUCACAGGAAAUUAGGAAUGGCUGGCCAGAAGCUGGGCUCCUCUGCUCUCCUGUGCUACAUCCGCCCUGACACUGCUGAUCCAACAAGUAGUUUUAGCUUGACAGUGGCCAAUGUUGGUACAUGCCAGGCAGUCCUAUGCCGAGGUGGGAAGCCAGUGCCCCUGUCUAAAGUCUUCAGCCUGGAGCAGGACCCAGAGGAGGCACAAAGGGUGAAGGACCAAAAAGCCAUCGUAACAGAGGACAACAAAGUGAAUGGGGUAACCUGUUGUACCCGGAUGCUCGGCUGCACAUACCUCUAUCCGUGGAUUCUCCCCAAGCCUCAUAUAUUUUCCACUCCACUCACUAUUCAAGAUGAAUUGCUGAUUCUUGGAAAUAAAGCAUUGUGGGAACACUUGUCAUAUACAGAAGCUGUCAGUGUAGUGCGUCAUGUACAAGACCCAUUAGCAGCUGCUAAGAAGCUGUGCACAUUAGCACAGAGCUAUGGCUGUCAGGACAACGUAGGGGCGAUGGUAGUUUAUUUGAACAUUGGCGAGGAAGGCUGUACCUGCGAAAUGAAUGGGCUGACCCUCCCAGGCCCUGUGGGAUUUGCUUCGACUGCCACCAUCAAGGAUGCCCCCAAACCAACUACUCCCUCCUCUAGUAGUGGGAUUGCCUCAGAAUUCAGCAGUGAGGUGUCCACCUCAGAGGUGAGCAGUGAAGUAGGCUCCACUGCUUCUGAUGAGCAUAACACUAUGGGCCUGGAGGCUGGCUCGCUUCCCAGGCCAGAGAGGCGCUGCAGCCUCCACCCAGUACCCACCGCGGGGAUUUUCCAGCGCCAGCCUUCUUGUGCGACUUUCUCCAGCAAUCAGUCUGACAAUGGUCUGGACAGUGAUGAUGACCAGCCUGUCGAAGGGGUCAUAACCAAUGGCAGCAAGGUGGAGGUAGAGGUGGACAUCCACUGCUGCCGAGGAAGAGACCUUGAGAACUCCCCUACCCUCCUAGAGAAGUCUUCCACCGCAUGUCCUGAGGAACAUGCUAGAGGCUUGGUUUUUGGGAUCCGAAGACAGAAUAGUGUGAAUAGUGGUAUACUUUUGCCAGUGAACAGGGACAAGAUGGAGUUACAGAAGUCUCCCUCUACCUCCUGUCUCUAUGGAAAGAAACUCUCCAAUGGCUCCAUUGUGCCCCUGGAGGACAGCCUGAACCUCAUUGAGGUGGCCACAGAAGCACCCAAGAGGAAAACCGGCUAUUUUGCGGCCCCCACUCAACUGGAACCAGAGGAUCAGUUUGUUGUGCCUCGUGAUCUGGAAGAAGAGGUGAAGGAGCAGAUGAAGCAGCACCAGGAGAGUCGGCCUGAGCCCAGCGAAGAGGAGCGGACCGAGCCCCCAGAGGAGUUUGACACAGCACUGUGAUUCUGCCCCUAGUGGUGCAGUGUGAGGGAGGGUUGUGUGGUGUUGGGGAGGGAGUUUCAGAAAAUUCUUUGCCUCAGUGUUUCUAACCAUACAUGUGUGGAGUAGAAUUUGGAGCCAAAAAGGGUGAGCACUAUCAGAGUCUGGCUCUGGAGGUGCUAGUACCAUCAUCAGUGUUAAGCUUCACAUUGAACCUGCAUUGGAAUUCCCAGAGGUACUGGGAAGAACAGAUGGUGUUCUGUAUCAGUCCUGCCACCUGCCAUUAACCCUUUCUCUCCUAGGAUCAUUGAGAAUUUGCCUGCCUGGGCAGGAAAGGGACUGUUUCUGUGGAGGAAGUAAGUGAAGGUUGAUUCUGCUAAUUGCUGCUGAUGGAUCUCUGUGACGAGAAGUCACCUUAUUUCUCAGAUGAACUAAGUUAGGGUGAUGUGACUAGUCACAUGGCUUUUUAUUCUCUACGAGAAUACAGCCUGUCAAAAUGAUGUAAACAGAACCAGUCAAACAGGUAGUUUAUGUAUGUAAUGUUAUGUAAUGAGAGCACUUUUCAUUGACUGUGAACUUUUUAUUUUUGAAUCUGCACUCGAGCCAAUCUUCUUGGAGGCAGCCCAGCUCCUUUGUCCAGGUAGAGGUAAUGGGUGUUGGAGCCUCCUUUGAGGGUACUUGGAGGGGCUUUGGAAGUUGAUCUGACUGUUGUGUGUCACUGUGAAAGCCCCUGAGGAACUUGUAGUAGGGUUUUCUUCUGCGGGUGAAGAUGCAAGGAGUGAGAGCUAAGACCAGUUCCCCCAGAUUAGACAGAAUUGGCCCUGGAUAUACUGACACCUGCUAGGAAUUGUGAUCUUAGCAGAUCACAAAGCAGGCACUUGUGUUAGCUUCUUUCCCUGAGUGUGGUAGAGUUGGCAGUCAGCUUCUUGACACGUCAGGCCAAGGCUGGCUGGGAACAGAUGGGCAGACAGCUCACAGAUUAGACUUGCUUCUUUCUGAGGAGAUGGUUUUCUAGAAUGUUAGUAGUGAGUUGAAUGCUUACUCUAUAGUGUUUGACAUUGUACCCUUCUGAACGCUGCUGAUUCACCUGACUUGGUUUCAGAUUACUAGGCUCAAUACCAGAAUAAGAAAGACUCUUAAAUUGAGAAAUUCUAAGCUUACAGAAAACCUGUCAUUUUUUCCCCCCACGUUCCACAUAGCCUUAGCAAACCAUAGCUCCUUCUGUAUUUCUGUUGCUUUUUCUCAUUUGAUUUACUUAGGAAAAUUAAUUCCUAUCUAUUUAUGUAAAUUUUAGCGUUGCUUGGAAAAUGUGCUUUGAAGUUUUAGAAUAUUUCACAACUAAAAAGAAAAUAGAUUGGAACAAUUUUUAUUUGCUUCAUCAGAAACAAAGUGUUAAAUCUAAGAUUGAAACCAUGUAUUGUUUUGGCGGGGGGGGGUGUAUCAAAGCAAUAUUUUAAAAAGCCAGAUGACCUAUCCACAGAUAAUUCUGUCUCCAGAGGCCCUGUGCCCCUGUGCAUGUGCCAAUGGGGGGUACACCCAGUUGCUACGUAGUGUUCAACUCUCAAGAUAUGAACUUGAGCCCCCAAAUUGUCAGGAACACUUAACCUCCUUCUGUGAAACUCCUGUCAAUCACUGAAAAAUGUUAGAACUCAGGUCUUUGAUUUGAGGUGGGAACAUAGUGGUUUUUACAGAGUUUCGGUACCAAUAGAAAAGAUGGGUAGGCAUGUGUUGCCACCUUAUUUUUAUAUGAGGAAAAUGAAAAAAAAAUGAGAAGGCAGGAAAAACAAGAUGAUGGUGAUGGGAUGUAAAUCAGCUUUUAGCUGUAGAAUGGUGGUGACAUCUAAAAGUCAAUUAUUUUGGGAAAUACCACCUUAAUAGUAUAGUCUUAGAGAAAUUGUCUUUUUAAAUGUGAACCAUUUCCUUGUCCUGUUUGUUUACCACCAUACUUAUCU